AGUAAUAAUAAUAAUAAUAAAAAUGGGAAGAAAAGCUUGUUGCGACAAAAGUGAAACCUUAAAAAGAGGAAAAUGGGAAGUUGAAGAAGAUGAAAAGCUCAUCAAUUACAUAAAUGCCAAUGGUGAAGGCUCUUGGAGAUCUCUUCCCACAAACGCAGGUUUGAAGAGAUGCGGAAAGAGUUGCAGAUUGAGGUGGAUAAACUACCUUAAAUCAGGUCUCAAGAGAGGAAGCUUCACUCCACAUGAAGAUGAAACCAUUGUCAAGUUUCACAAUACCUUUGGAAAUAAGUGGUCUUUAAUAGCCAGCAAUUUACCAGGGAGGACAGAUAACGAAAUAAAAAACUACUGGAACUCCCAUCUCAGCCGUCGAACGUACUUGUUCAGAUCGACGGCCGUCGUUGAUUCCAAGUUCAUCAAGACUCAUCCCACCAAACGCAAGAAGAUUGUUACUAAUAAUAAUAAUAAUAAUAAUAACGAAGUUCCCGCCAAAAAGAAGAAAAAUGAAUUUAUGCUUGAUGAAGAGAUGAUGGUGUGGGAUGAACACACAUUGAUGCAGUUUCACAACUUCCUGCAAGAUCACGACAACGGUGGUGGUGGUGGUGGUGGUGGUGACGUGGCUAGUUCAUGUCUUACUCCGACGAACGAUGAGAGAGAAAAGGUAAUAGUAAAUAAUAAUAAUAUUAGCGACGAAAAAUUAGUAAAGUUCGAAUCGGAAGAAGAAGCCGAGACGACGAAGACCACCACCAUGCAAAUGCAAUAUUCGUGUCCAUCGCCAAUUGUUAUCUACUUUGACGACGAUGAGCAAUUCCGGUGGGAUUUUGAUGGUGGUUUCGGCGGUGACGAGGUUAAUUAUCCGUGGAGCGAAACCAAAGAGGAAGAGACGAUGUUUAAUAUUUGGUCGUAA
Messenger RNA from Erythranthe guttata (spotted monkey flower), 904 nucleotides. Lineage: Eukaryota; Viridiplantae; Streptophyta; Magnoliopsida; Lamiales; Phrymaceae. The record is from RefSeq and is a predicted model, not a curated record.